Oryzias melastigma (Indian medaka) is the source of this 1949-nucleotide messenger RNA. RefSeq names its product chemokine (C-X-C motif) ligand 14 (gene cxcl14). NCBI's taxonomy places the organism in Eukaryota, Metazoa, Chordata, Actinopteri, Beloniformes, Adrianichthyidae. Gene Ontology annotation, cellular component: extracellular region. Gene Ontology annotation, molecular function: chemokine activity. The record is from RefSeq and is a predicted model, not a curated record. The transcript has 4 exons. Gene Ontology annotation, biological process: cell chemotaxis; antimicrobial humoral immune response mediated by antimicrobial peptide. Bases 281 to 580 code for a protein of 99 amino acids.
UUUGAUUCGCUGCCUGGUCGUGCAUAUUAAUGAGCUGGAGGCAGCGGGCAGCUUUUUAAAAGGCUGACGGAGACAGAGAGAGUCCUCAGCGGCGGACUGGCAGCUCAUCCAAGCGCUCCAGACGCACGGACGGGUUGCGCAACCAGCCAGCGACGCAGCAGAGCGCCUUUUCCGUGGUGCCGGACGCGCUCUGUCAUCACUUCAUCGCGUGAACUUGAAACAAAUCGGAUUUUUGACAACUUUGUUUCUCAAACACCCCCAUUUUUCCAACUGUGGAGACAUGGGUCGGUGCACAGUGGUCAUUCUUUUGCUGAUGGUGUCCGUAUACGUCCUGAGCGCAGAAGCCUACAAGUGUCGGUGCACCAGAAAAGGACCAAAGAUCAGAUACAAGGAUGUGCAGAAGCUUGAGAUCAAACCCAAACACCCUUUCUGCCAGGAGAAGAUGAUCUUCGUGACAAUGGAGAACGUGUCUCGGUUUAAGGGCCAGGAGUACUGUCUCCAUCCCAAACUUCAGAGCACCAAGAAUCUGGUUAAAUGGUUCCGGAUUUGGAAGGAUAAGCACAGGGUGUAUGAAGCCUAAAACAUGGCCUACACAGAACACAUGGAUCAAACAAGAUUUUAAAAAAAGGGACAGCAUCCUCAUCGGGACAUUUUUAUGAAGAACCAAGUGGAGUCGCACUUCUCCCCCUAUGGCUCAUGUUUACUCAAGAACACACAAUGUUCUCCCUAGUUUGUACAUAAUCUGGUGGGCUUUUUAUUGGGCCUUUGUUUCUAGCUACAUCACUUACUUUUUCAGUCUUUUUGCAAGUGCAUUUCAUUCUGAGAGAUAGUGAAGGAGACAGCGCCAUCUGUCUGUGAGCGGUGGGGCUUAUCAAGAGAUUAUCCCCACAAAGUGAAGGCCAAUAGAGGAGUUUAGGGAUGUAGAUGAAAUCCAAUGUCCAUAUUUUCACUGAGUUCACCAUACGUGUCACCACUGAUCACAUAGGCGAUUCCCAGCUGUGUGUAUUAAACACUUUUUCAAAAGAAAAGCACAAACUCACACCAAACUAAAACAUCCUCUCCUCCAGAUAAGACGGGUAAUAAGCAGUCCUAGUAGAAGCUGUUACAUCAAAGUGCGCAUGUGUCUCACUGAUGAAAAUGAAAAUUGUUUUAUUUGAUCACCUUUUUUCCUUUUUACAUAUAUUUUGGAUUGUAUUUUUGGGUAGAUAUUUAACAAGCUGAUCAAUUUUAAUGCAGAGACCACAACAGCACACGUCUUUGUACUUAUUUAAAGUUUUCUUUUGUUAGCUACAUUUUAUGACAAAACUCAAAGAGUUUGAACAAAGUCUUUUUUAGACAGCUCAGAAAGAAAACUUUAUUUUUUUAAUAGCAUAUCACUUUGUCGUUAGAAAGUCAUAACAUUGUAGAGUUAAGCAUAUAAGGCUGUGAUAAUACACUUGUGAAGAACUUUUUUUCAUCUUUUGGGAAUUUGACAAGAAAAGUCCUGAAUAUUUUCAGCUUAAUGUCUAAGAGGUUAUAUUUUUUCCCCUAACUUAAAAAAAAUGCAGAAAAUCCUCUGAAUUAUGACAACUGACCCCACAGAGAAAGUUAACUUUCAUUUAUAAUCCCCCUAAAAACCACAACUUUUUGUUUUAAUACAUUGUUUAUAUUCCACCUAAGAAAGUUUUGUGUGUCUGCAUGUACACAUCUGGAUCUAGUACAAUUUAUUCUUCUUUUGUAUGUGACAUAAAUGUGUAAAUGAUUAUUUUCCGAGUGCACUGAUAUGUUAAUGACAAUAAGUCAAUAUUUAGACUUUAGUGUCAUGCUUAUGUCAGUCUCAAAUACUGCAGGGUUUUUUUUUUAACUUUUUGGCGACGUAUGUUGUGAGGUUGUGCGUUUGGAGUGGCCCACCAAACACACACGUAGAUAUUUCAUGAAGUGCAAAAUAAUAAACACAGUAAUAAACUGUC